AUGACGAAUUUGGCAAAAUUGGAUUUUGUCGCCCUUGACAUCUCUGGCAAGAACUACCUGUCUUGGGCCCUUGAUGCCGAGAUUCAUCUCGAAGCCCAAAACCUUGGGCCUACAAUCAAGGAAGGAAACUCAGCAUCCCCGCAAAAUAAAGCUAAGGCUAUGAUUUUUCUGCGCCACCAUCUCCAUCAGGGAUUGAAGGACGAGUACUUAACUGUCAAAGACCCAUUUGAGCUAUGGACAGGUUUGGCAGAUAGGUUCGCUCACCAAAAGACUGUUGUGCUCCCUAGGGCACGUUAUGAAUGGACGCAUCUGCGCCUUCAAGAUUACAGUUCUGUGAUAGAUUAUAAUUCCGCCAUGUUCAGGAUCACCUCCCAAAUGAAUCUUUGUGGAGAAACUGUAACUCAGGCCAUGAUGCUUGAAAAGACCUUCUCCACUUUUCAUGCCUCAAAUAUGGUCUUACAGCAGCAAUACCGAGAAAGAGGAUUCACCAAAUAUUCUGAUCUCAUCUCUUGUCUUCUGGUGGCUGAGCAAAACAAUGAUGUAAAGGCCAUUGGGCGAGCUUGA
Messenger RNA from Rosa rugosa (rugosa rose), 564 nucleotides. RefSeq lists its product as uncharacterized. Bases 1 to 564 code for a protein of 187 amino acids. The transcript has a single exon. The record is from RefSeq and is a predicted model, not a curated record. Lineage: Eukaryota; Viridiplantae; Streptophyta; Magnoliopsida; Rosales; Rosaceae.